AUGAGGCUCUCACUGCUCGCACCCGUCCUACUUCUUCUGUCACGAGCAAACGUCAUUCCAGCGGAGGUAAGCAUCAGGAAGCCCAACAUUGUUCUGGUGAUGGCAGACGACUUAGGAAUCGGCGAUGUGUGUUGCUACGGCAACAACACCAUCAGGACCCCCAAUAUAGACAGGUUGGCAUCCGAAGGGGUGAAACUGACUCAGCACAUCACGGCGGCCCCACUCUGCACCCCGAGCCGAGCCGCUUUCAUGACUGGGCGCUACGCAGUCCGCUCAGGGAUGGCAGGGUCAGGCGCAGUACAGGUGAAUCUUUUCCUGGCGGGUUCUGGCGGGCUUCCACCCAAUGAAACCACCUUUGCCAAGAGGUUGCUGCAACAAGGGUACACCACUGGCCUUGUUGGUAAAUGGCACCUAGGCUUGAACUGUGAGCGUAGAGGGGAUCACUGUCACCACCCCAAUCAGCAUGGCUUCACUUUCUUCUACGGCCUUCCUUUUACCUUAUUCAACAGCUGCAUUCCGGGAUUGGAGACAGACAUCUUGUCCUGGUUGCAGAAUGCGCUCGAAAAGCUGUCCUUGUUGUUAGCGGUUGGACUUUUCACAUUGGUAUGCGUUCGUGCUGGUGGCCUGGUGGAAAUCAGUGCGCGGCUUUUGGUGGCGCUCUUCUUGUUGGGAGUCAUUGCCGUUGCAGUAUGGUACAUUCCCUUUGGAUUUCUGCCCUGGUGGAACUGUAUCAUCAUGAGGGAUCAAGAGGUGGUGGAGCAGCCCAUAACAAUGGAGACACUGCCCCAUAGGUUGCUGACGGAAGCGCAGCGGUUUAUCCAAAGGAAUGUUCAUCAUCCGUUUCUUCUGUUUUUCUCUCUGGCUCAUGUCCACACGCCACUCUUCUGCGCGCCACCGUUCGCUGGCAGAAGCCGCCACGGUUGCUAUGGUGAUGACGUGGAAGAAAUGGACUGGAUUGUCGGUGAACUUACCAAGACCGUGGAUUCAUUGGGCCUGACUAACGACACUUUGAUAUACUUCACAUCAGAUCAUGGUGGACACCUCGAAGAUUCUCUUCCGCUGAUUGGCCAAAGAGGAGGAUGGAAUGGCAUUUAUCGAGGUGGGAAAUCCAUGGGCGGCUGGGAAGGCGGCAUCAGGGUGCCAGGAAUCUUCCGCUGGCCGGGCAGACUACCAGCUGGGCGAGUGGUGGACGAACCCACCAGCCUUAUGGAUAUCUACCCUACACUGAAACAUUUGGCUGGGGAUUUCCAACUGGACAGACACUUAGAUGGUCACAACCUCAUGCCACUGUUGGAAGGGAAGGUGUACCGAUCAGAGCACGAGUUCAUGUUUCAUUACUGUGGCAGUCACCUUCACGCAGCACGCUGGCACCCUCCAGACAGUGACUCCAUCUUCAAGGUGCACUUUGUCACCCCAAACUUCUUCCCCCUGGGAGCCGUGGGAUGCUACGACACACAUAUCUGCCUUUGUCACGGCGACCAUGUGACGCGCCACGACCCGCCUCUUCUCUUUGACCUUUCCAGAGACCCCUCAGAGUCGCGUCCCCUCAGCCCCGACACAGAGCUGCGCUAUGGCGAAGUCCUCCAUCGGGUUGCUGAAGCCGUGGAGGUACAUCAGCGCUCCUUGACAGACGAGCGACCGAACCAGCUUACCAUGGAGAAGAUUUUGUGGAGGCCCUGGCUUCAGCCCUGUUGUGGAACAUUCCCAUUCUGUGCCUGCAAGGAAGACUCAAGGUAA
Nerophis lumbriciformis (worm pipefish) is the source of this 1737-nucleotide messenger RNA. The record is from RefSeq and is a predicted model, not a curated record. NCBI's taxonomy places the organism in Eukaryota, Metazoa, Chordata, Actinopteri, Syngnathiformes, Syngnathidae.